Messenger RNA from Notodromas monacha, 261 nucleotides. Lineage: Eukaryota; Metazoa; Arthropoda; Ostracoda; Podocopida; Cyprididae. The record is from the annotation of a GenBank genome assembly.
UUUUUUUCUAUUUCAGACAAUUCAGGCAACAACAAAACAGCAAUGGUUUCUCGGGAAGCCAAGGGUGGGAUUGUGGCUGGUGUUGGAGCAGUGAUAACAAUUAUUGCUGCGAUUUUUGCAUUCUACGGCUUUGAUAAUAUCAUAAAGGGACAACUCGAAAAUACGCUGAGGUUAGACAAGAAGGACGAAGGCUAUAAGAACUUCAAAGAGACUCCAAUCGACGUCGUGAUGAAAUUCUUCGCAUUUAACAUUACCAACUGG